Messenger RNA from Manihot esculenta (cassava), 2985 nucleotides. RefSeq names its product oligopeptide transporter 6. Gene Ontology annotation, biological process: transmembrane transport. NCBI's taxonomy places the organism in Eukaryota, Viridiplantae, Streptophyta, Magnoliopsida, Malpighiales, Euphorbiaceae. Bases 626 to 2830 code for a protein of 734 amino acids. The record is from RefSeq and is a predicted model, not a curated record. Gene Ontology annotation, molecular function: oligopeptide transmembrane transporter activity. The transcript has 6 exons.
UUUUUAUAUAUUGAAAAUUAAAUAAUGAGGAUGGGUGACUGAAUUAUUAUCUUAAAACAAAAACAUCUAGCCAAUGAAAUUAUAGUCUACUUGAUUUUCUUUUUCUUUAAAAAUACAUGAAGUGAGGAGGAAGUUUUCUGCUUCAUAUUUCCAUCACUAAAUUUGAGUUUUCUGGGGAAAAAAAUAUAUUUUCUUGUUUUGAUAGAUUUCAUUAAAACAUAUUCUUAAUUCCUAUAAUUCUUUUAUAUAUAUAUAUAUAUAAGAAGAUCCCAAGUGGCCAAGUAGGUAGAAAAACUCGCCAACAAUCUCACAGAAUCCAUAUGUUAUAGCAUUCAGCCAUUUAUUAUUGACCUUAACAGAUCAGAGAAACUGUUUUCUGAAUAUUUCCAACCAUUUCAUGAAAAACUAUACAAGUCGCUGGGAGUACCACGUGGCAUGAUGAUACUCCUACCAAUUACAUUAGGACACGAGAACAAAAGUAUUUACCAUUUAACUGCAGAAAACUAUAGAUUCUUAUCACAAGAAUCAUCUCAAAAUCCUACUUCAGCUCUACUUCUGUUACUCUCAGCCCACACUUUAAACCAAUUAAGCUACCUAGUUGCCACUUGUAGAUUGUAAUAUAUUCAUGGCUGUUAGGCAAUCCGAGGUUGAGGCUACGGUGGAGGAGGAGGAGCACUGCCCUGUGAAGCAGGUGGAGCUAACAGUGCCAAAAACAGAUGAUCCCACCAUGCCAGUUUUGACAUUUAGAAUGUGGGUUCUGGGUCUUGCUUCUUGUGUGAUUUUAGCAAUUGUGAAUCAAUUCUUCUGGUACAGGACACAGCCAAUGAACAUUACUUCUAUAUCUGCACAGAUUGCUGUGGUUCCCUUAGGGCAUUUGAUGGCAAGAACACUGCCUAAACGAGUCAUUUUCGAAGGGACUAAAUGGGAAUUCUCAUUGAAUCCAGGACCUUUCAAUGUGAAGGAACAUGUUCUUAUUACUAUAUUUGCUAAUGCAGGAGCUGGAACUGUUUAUGCUACUCAUGUUCUCAGUGCUGUCAAAUUGUUUUAUAAGAGAAAACUCUCUUUUCUUCCUUCCUUGCUUGUUAUGACUACCACUCAGGUUUUGGGUUUUGGAUGGGCUGGAAUUUUCAGGAAAUAUCUAGUGGAGCCAGGGGAAAUGUGGUGGCCAACCAAUCUGGUUCAAGUCUCAUUGUUCAGGGCUCUGCAUGAAAAAGAGAAAAGAUCAAGAGGAGGAUUCACUCGCAACCAGUUCUUCCUCAUAGCCCUAACCUGCAGCUUUGCUUACUAUGUAUUUCCAGGCUACCUUUUCUCUAUGUUAACAUCUGUCUCUUGGGUAUGUUGGUUUGCACCCAAAUCUGUCCUGGUUCAGCAACUGGGUUCAGGCCUGCAAGGCCUUGGAAUUGGUGCUCUAGGGUUUGAUUGGUCCACAGUGGCUGCAUACCUUGGGAGCCCACUGGCUAGUCCAUGGUUCGCAACUGCUAAUGUGGCUUUUGGAUUCUGUAUUAUAAUGUAUGUAAUUGUGCCAAUCUGUUAUUGGCUCAAUAUCUACCAAGCCAAGACCUUCCCGCUAUAUUCUAAUUAUCUUUUCCAAGGAAAUGGUGAAGAGUAUGAUAUUCGAAGCAUUGUGGAUUCCAAGUUUCGUCUUGAUAGGAAGACUUAUGCAAGUAUUGGGCCUGUGCAUCUCAGCACUUUUUUUGCUAUGACCUAUGGAUUUGGAUUUGCUACAUUGCCUGCCACAAUCAUGCACGUCUUUCUUUUCAAUGGAAGUGACCUGUGGAAUCAAAGCAAAAGAGCAUUUAUGGGAAAAAGCAAAAUGGAUAUACAUACAAAGCUUAUGAAGAAAUACAAAUCGGUUCCUUCAUGGUGGUUUCUUAUCAUCCUUGCAGUAAACAUAGCUGUUGUCAUCAUCACUUGUGAAUAUUACGAGACACUUCAAUUGCGUUGGUGGGGUGUUCUGCUAGCUUGUGCCAUUGCUCUCUUCUUCACCCUCCCAAUUGGGAUUAUCUAUGCCACCACAAACCAGGCACCAGGUUUAAACAUCAUCACAGAAUACAUCAUAGGGUACAUUUUCCCAGAGCGUCCAGUUGCUAAUAUGUGCUUCAAGGUCUAUGGAUAUAUCAGCAUGACUCAAGCUCUAACCUUCGUACAGGACUUCAAGCUUGGCCACUACAUGAAGAUUCCACCUAGGUCCAUGUUCAUGGCGCAGGUUGUGGGAACAGUUGUAUCUGUGAUUGUAUACCUACUAACUGCAUGGGGGAUGAUGGAGGCUGUCCCUAAUCUCUGUGAUAGAUCUAAGUUGCCCAAGGAUAGUCCAUGGAAAUGUCCAAUGGAUACAGUGUUCUUUGAUGCCUCUGUCAUAUGGGGACUUGUGGGCCCCCGCAGAAUCUUUGGAAACCUUGGUGAAUAUGGGAUGAUCAAUUGGUUCUUUGCUGGUGGAGCCAUAGCUCCUGUCUUAGUCUGGCUAGCCCACAAGGCUUUUCCAAGCAGGAAAUGGAUUCGUCUUAUCCACAUGCCUGUGCUGCUUGGUUCAACAUCAAUGAUGCCCCCAGCUAGUGCUGUGAACUUCACUAGCUGGAUAACUCUUGGAUUUCUCUCUGGCUUUGUUUUUUUCCGAUACCAUCCGAAUUUAUGGAAGCGAUAUAAUUAUAUUCUCUCCGGUGGCCUUGAUGCCGGAACGGCCUUUAUGACAAUAUUGAUAUUUUUCAGUUUGAGUUACCAGAACAUCCAACUGGAUUGGUGGGGAAGCAGCUCAACUAACCCAGAAGGGUGUCCCAUAGCUAGCUGUCCAACAGCCAAAGGUGUCCUCGUAGAUGGCUGCCCAGUUUUCUAAACAAAGCUUCUUUAUCUCCAACUCUGUUCUCUGCUUGUUUAGUGCAAUUAGCUUUCUUUUCAAUCUGUAAAUAUUUCGUUAGGGAGCCUUUGAAUGACGUCUGUGUUUCCUUUAACUGUAAAAAUUUGCUCUAGCACGCCAUUCCAUUUUCUAAA